CUCUCUAUAUCGUCCUCACACAAUUCAGUUUCACUCUAUAUCAAAUCUGCUUCAAGAUUCAUAUAAAGAAAAAGCAGGUUUUCUGUUAUAAUGGCUCGAGAUUCCGAUCGAAUGGAUUUACAUGCUGAUGAUGUUUUAUUUGGUCGAGAGAAUGAUGUUUUUGGUUUUGAGUAUUCAACAAUGUCCAAUGUUAAUCCUGGUGUUUCUUUCUCUGAAACAUUAAUUGGUGAUGUUGGAGGAAUCAAUAGUUCAAUGGGGCUGUUUUCUGGGACUGAUGUGGGUGGGUUACACAUGAACUCAGGGUGUAAUUUUACGAUUAAUCGCGGUGAAAAAGAGGGUUUUUAUCAAGAAAAAUUUAAUGGUUUGGCGGAUGGAGGAAUGUUGGGUGUUGCUGAUAGAGGGUGUGAUGGGAAAGUAGGAAAAUUUUCACAUGGGCCGGUGCAGAAUGAAGAUGAGAGAACUGUGAUUCAAAGUACUGGUGGAGGUUGUGCAGUGUCUGAUAAAGAUCUGGUUUUUGGAUUGAAUGAUGGUGUUCAGAUUGAACAAGAUUGUGAGAAUGCGGCGAACGUUGCAGAAGCGUCGUUGGAUAUGGAAAAUUUGUUUUCGAGAAAGGCCUUUCUGUCGGAUGCACAAGUAAAUGCGAUUCAGAAUUAUAUGCAAUACAGCUCUUGUGGUUUAGAUCUUGUUGUGGAUUUUAAUUUUUACAAAAACGCUCAGGAGGGUAAUGAUAGUGUGCCAAGAGAUUCGGUGUUUUCCGAUGUUAAUUUCCGUGUAUCUGAUUUAGUUUGGGGGAAGGUUAGCGGGCAUCCUUGGUGGCCUGGUCAGAUCUAUGAUCCCUCAGUUGCAUCAGAGACAGUAAAGAGUUACUGGGAAGAGGACUGUUACCUGAUAGCAUAUUUUGGGAGUCAAAAAUUUGCUUGGAAUGAAGUUUCAACAAUAAAGCCAUUUUAUAAACAUUUCUCCGAAAUGGCGAAACAGACCGAUUGUGAAAGUUUCCGCUUUGCUGUUUAUUGUGCUCUAGAGGAAGCCUCAAGACAGGUUGCGUUGGGCCUGUCUUGUCCUUGUUUGCCCAAAGAAGCGUCUUCUAACCUGAAGACGGAAGUAGUUGCUAAUGCUGAAAUCUGUAAACAAUCUUUUGAACCUGCAGAGCUUCUCAGUUUUGUGCAAUCGUUAGCUCAGUCACCACUUACUGAAUUCGAUAGACUAGAUUUGGUAAGUGCUCGUGGCCAAGUGUCGGCUUUCUAUCGCUCAAAAGGCUAUUCGCAGCUGCCUGAGUUUGCAGUGCAUGAUCGGUUGUUUGUACCUGAUAUGGAAAUUCUACCUGUAAGAGAAGAAGAGCAGUGCAAUGAUCAAGUUUUGCAAACAGAUCAAUGCUUUUUGCCCGAUUUGAUAUCCGAGAAGAACUUACAGACUCCAUGGGGUGAAUUUACUUUAGAAAAGAAAGCUGGUGAUAAUAUCACUUCACGACGUGGCAGGAAACGGAAGACGUCUCAGGAUCCUUCUUAUGAUUGUUUCCAGGAUGAUAAAUCUACUUCACGACGUGGCAGGAAACGGAAGACGUCACAGGAUCCUCCUUAUGAUUGUUUGCAGGAUGAUAAAUCUACUUCCCGGCGUGGAAGGAAACCGAAGGCAGCUUACAAAACUUCUGAUGAUUGUUUCCAGAAUUUCCAGACUAAUGUUAACAAUUCAAUUCCGCGCAAGCGUGGCAGAAAACCGAAGUUAGCUUGCAAUACUUAUGACAAUUGUUUCAAUAAUUCUCAAACCGGAAACAGCACUGAAUUUCAGAAUGCAUCAGUAGAUGAUAUGUGGUCUCAACUAUGCUUUGCUGCCAAAGAUCCUGCAGGAGAGAGUUGCUACACUGAUAUGAUACAUUACUUUGCAGAUUUUAGAAAAGUCACUGGCCGAAACAAUUCUGCUUUCCUCGAGCAGGGAUUUUCUUUAGAACAAAAGUGUGAUGGUGAGACUGAAGCAAUAACCUCUAUAGAAGCUGCAGCAGUAGCUUCUGUGUCAGCACCAAUGGAUCCUAGCUCUAUAGAAGCUACUGCAGUAGCUUCUGUGUCGGCACCAAUGGAUUGUUCUAUAGAAGUAGCUUCUGUGUCAGCACCAAUAGAUCCUAGCUCUAUAGAAGCUGCUGCAGUAGCUUCUGUAUCGACACCAAUGGAUCGUUCUAUAGAUGUAGCUUCUGUGUCUACCCCAAUGGAUUUUAGCUCUAUAGAAGCAGCUGCAGUAGUAGCUUUUGAGUCAACACCAAUGGAUAUGGAACUUAGCUCUAUAGAGGAUGCUGCAGUACCUUCUGUGUCGACCCCAUCUAUAGAAGAUGCUGCAAUAGCUUCUGUGUUGACCCCAGUGGAUCCUGACUCUAUAGAAGCUGCUGCAGUAGCUUCUGUGUCAACCCCAAUAGAUCUUGGCUCUAUAGAAGCUGCAGUAGCUUCUGUGUCAAAACCGAUGGAAGUUGGAGUAAUUACCUCUAUAGAAGCUGCUGCUACUGCGACGACACCAAUGGAAGUUUGCAAUGAUUCUAUUUUAGAAGAAGAGACGUUUUUAAAUAAACAAGAAAGAGAGGAUGUUAGCAGUACUACCGGUUUAGUGCAUGAUGGAAAUCUCGUAUCAGAACCUUUCACUCAUGUGGAACAACAAAACCUCAGAUCAGAACUUUUGCCACCUGAUGAAAUUAGCUUUAAUAACGGUUUAACCCAUCAAAACAUGGAGGAACAUACGAGCAAAAGUUAUCAAAACAUGGAGGAACAUACGAGCAAAAGUUAUCAAAACAUGGAGGAACAUGCAAGCAAAAGUUCUCCGACAAAUCGUGCAUCAGAACUUUUCAAUGAGGUGGAACACGCGAAAGAAAGUUCUCUGACAGCCAAUGAGGAGGUGGAACAUGCGAAAGAAAGUUCUCCGACCAUCAAUGAGGUGGAACAUGUGAAAGAAAGUUCUCCGACAGCCAAUGAGGUGGAACAUGCGAAGGAAAGUUCUGCGACAGCCAAUGAGGUGGAACAUGCGAAAGAAAGUUCUCCGACAGCCAAUGAGGUAGAACAUGGGAAAGAAAGUUCUGCUACAGCCAAUGAGGUGGAACAUGCGAAAGAAAGUUCACCAACAGCUUUUAUUUUGAAAUUCACAAACUUCGAUUGGGGUCCUUCAGCAACAUAUUUGAACCAAAUAUUUGCCCGGUUUGGGCCGCUAAUUGAAUCAAAGACUGAACUAUUAGAGAGAAAUAAAUGCGUCAGGGUUGUUUUCAAAAGACGCAUUGAUGCAGAGAAUGCUUUUAGCAGUGCUGGAAAGUAUAGCAUAUUUGGAUCUUCACUAAAAAGUUAUCGACUCAAGAUUUUGCCUCCUCCUAUGCCAAAGAAAGCCACAGGAAAGAAGCGAGGCAGAAAAAGCAAAAGGGAAAUUGCUUCCAUGAACACCGUGACAGUUUGAUUUCUUGACAUUUUAAUAUUUGAGUUCCUGUGAAUAUCAUUGACAUUCUUAC
Vicia villosa (hairy vetch) is the source of this 3469-nucleotide messenger RNA. Its product is annotated as PWWP domain-containing protein 2-like. The record is from RefSeq and is a predicted model, not a curated record. Bases 91 to 3417 code for a protein of 1108 amino acids. The transcript is spliced from 2 exons. NCBI's taxonomy places the organism in Eukaryota, Viridiplantae, Streptophyta, Magnoliopsida, Fabales, Fabaceae. Gene Ontology annotation, molecular function: nucleic acid binding.